AUGGGUAAUACACAAUUAUCUAAAGCUCAAUUGUCUUUUAAGGAUAUUUUUCCUGAAGUAAAGUCUUAUUACCAUUCUCUUUUAUACCUUAUGAUUCAGAGUCCUGUAAAUAGGGCUUUAAAGCAGCCUUGCAAUGAUAUUAGUGCAGAAUUUACUCCUUAUGCUAUUUUGAAUAAUGUUUUUUCUACAUCUUGCAUAAAACUUGGUCUUUAUCUACAUGAAUUAAAAAAUAGGAAAGAAGACACUAGAAAACCAUAUUGUAAUUUUUAUAUCUACGAGCUGAAACGUGAAGCAAGGAAUAAAAGUCCUAAUGUUAAUUCAUUUGAUGAUCUUCACAAAAAACUCACAGAUGCAUCCAGUAAAACAGAUGUACUCAUACCUGAUGUAUGUAAAGAAUAUGUAUCAAUAAUGAAUGACGAUGUAUAUGAAAUAUUCAAAAUGUUUGAUGAAUUAUAUGAUAAUUUUAAAUCUUUAAAAGAUAAGAAAAAAAAUAAUAAAGACCAAUACGUUAAAUUAUGUGUAGAAACAUAUGAUAAAUUUUCAAAAAUAGAUAAAACGAAGUUUAACAAUACAAUUGAUGAAGAACUGGAUAAAUUUAAGCGAGAAUUUAAUAGUUAUUUACAAAAAGAACCUAUUUGCAAAGGAGAUAAUGCAUCAGAGAAUUGUUUCUUGGGAAAUCUCGGCAUAAGCGCCAUCACAGUAGAAGCAUUAUCAGGAGAUACUCUAUCCCCAGUGACGUGGACAAGCACGGGUAUUUUAUUUUUUGCAAUAAUAAUAAUUAUAUUCAUCGUGUACAAAUAUACUGCUUAUGGUUCAUACAUAAGACCAAGGAGAAGAAAGUUAAAAAAUAUAUGGAAGAGGAAAAAUAAAAAAUAUUACGGAUUAAUGAAUUUAUUUGAACAAUCACAAAAAAAUAUAAUUCAAAAUAAACACAAUAUAUUAUAUAAUUCAGUAGAGUAG
Molecule: messenger RNA, 960 nt
Organism: Plasmodium gonderi
Lineage: Eukaryota; Apicomplexa; Aconoidasida; Haemosporida; Plasmodiidae
Product: variable surface protein
Exons: 3
Coding region: 1-960 (319 amino acids)
Source: RefSeq, a predicted model, not a curated record